AUGUGGCUCUUGGGUUUCUCCACAAACAACAGAAGAAGCUUUUGGGUAAUUGGUGCAAUUGUGCUGGUGAUCCUUCUAGCCAUGAUCUUAAAGAGGUGGUUGGUCUACAUGGAGUCUCGUGCAAAUGAAUGUUCCAAAAGAAAAUUAGAUGGUCAAAAACCACACCAUGGGUUAAAUUCAAGUUGUUUAUGCACUGCAUGUGGUUUGUGUUAUCCUGGUCACGUUAUAAGGACAUAUGCACUAGAAGAACUGAGGACGGCCACAAGGGAAUUCAAGAUUCGAAUAGGAAUCGGAGCCACUUCUUUCGUGUAUCUUGCGGAGCUUGGUGAUGGGAGAUUUGGUGCCGUGAAGCGGGUGAUGGAGGAGAGAGGCGGAAGCAAGAAGAUAUUCUUGGAUGAAGUUUCAGUUCUGCUAAGGAUUUCUCAUCCAAAUUUGGUGGGUUUAUUGGGUUUUUGUUCUGAGAAAGGAGAACAACUGCUGCUGCUAGAGUAUGUUCCAAGCAAGAGUCUAUUCGACAGGAUGCACACGUACCAAGGCCAAUUAUCAGGGACAUUGGCAUGGUCGAACCGGCUAAGCAUUGCCCUAGACAUCGCUCUGGCGCUAGAUUACCUCCAUUCACAAGCCGAUCCACCCAUCAUUCACAGAGAUGUCAAGUCCUCCAACAUUCUCUUAAUGGACGACAACCAUGCCAAACUUGCUGACUUUGGACUUUGCAAAUUGGGUUAUGACACCAAACUUGGCUCACAAACACAAACUCCAACCAGUGUCAAAGGUUCUUUUGGUUAUGUCGACACUCAUUACCUCAACACAGGCCUAGUCUCAGCAAAGAGUGAUGUUUAUAGUUUUGGAGUCCUACUGCUUGAGCUAAUAACAGGCCUCAAAUCCACACAAGGGUCAGUGACACUUGCAGGAUGGACAGAGGAUUGCCGGAAGAACAAUGACAUUGAGGUAUUGGCUAAAAUGUUGGACCCAAAACUCAAUGGCAAUGCAGAUUCAGAGCAGCUUCGGGUGUUGAUCAAUAUAGCCAACUUGGCAUUGCUUGAGAAUUCUGAAGGAAGACCGGACAUGAGCUACAUUGUAGAUAGGAUUUCUAGUUGUAUGGAAUGUCAACUUCAGCAAGAGUUACCUGUAUAA
Molecule: messenger RNA, 1134 nt
Organism: Juglans regia (Persian walnut)
Lineage: Eukaryota; Viridiplantae; Streptophyta; Magnoliopsida; Fagales; Juglandaceae
Product: salt tolerance receptor-like cytoplasmic kinase 1
Exons: 2
Coding region: 1-1134 (377 amino acids)
Biological process (GO): protein phosphorylation
Molecular function (GO): ATP binding; protein kinase activity
Source: RefSeq, a predicted model, not a curated record